Molecule: messenger RNA, 321 nt
Organism: Elephantulus edwardii (Cape elephant shrew)
Lineage: Eukaryota; Metazoa; Chordata; Mammalia; Macroscelidea; Macroscelididae
Product: cytochrome c oxidase assembly protein COX16 homolog, mitochondrial-like
Exons: 4
Coding region: 1-321 (106 amino acids)
Biological process (GO): mitochondrial respiratory chain complex IV assembly
Cellular component (GO): mitochondrial inner membrane
Source: RefSeq, a predicted model, not a curated record
AUGCUUCCUCCUUCAGUAAUGCAAGCUUUGCGCAAAAGCAAGACGCUACAGUACGGACUUCCCAUGUUGUUGCUGGUUAUUGGAGGUUCUUUUGGUCUUCGUGAGUUUUCACAAAUCCGUUAUGAAGCUGUGCGGGUUCAACUUGAUCCUGAAUUGGAAAAAAGACUGAAGAUGAAUAAAGUAACAUUGGAGUCAGAGUAUGAGAAAAUGAAGGAGUGCACUUUCGAGGACUGGAAGAAUAUUCGAGGACCUAGGCCUUGGGAAGAUCCCAACCUCCUCCAAGGACGAAAUCCAGAAAUCCUUAAGACUAAGACAACCUGA